GAGGGCUCAUAUUUUGAAAGACCAUAUCUAAUGUAACCUGCUGACAUUCCAAAUAAAAUAAGAACACUUUUGUUUUCUAUCCUUGUUAUCAAGUACAUAUGUACUGGAAUUUCUAUGACAUAUAUAAAGCUGUGAUUGGAAGUAUUAUAUAAACAGUCAGGAGUAUUUGUAAGGAGCAAAACAUUUUUUUCAGUUAAAAAACUUUUGGAUUUAACAAUGCACAAGUUUAGUUUCACAGUUUUUAUGACAUUAAUGGCGUUUUGUAUCGUGUCUUCAAAGUCAGUUCAAGAAGCACAGUCUGUUGAACUGAAUGAAAAAAUUAGGAUUAUUGUCGAAAACAUUCUGAAGGAAAGGGAACGUAAGACUAGUGCAGAAAAUAGUGACAUAUACUUACAAAAUAGAGUUGAAUACCUUGAAACUAAAGUGAAAACUAUGGAAGCAAAGCUGGUGGAGCAAAAAGAGACUAUUGCUGACUUACAGAAUGAGAUACGAGGGAUACAUGAUAUUGCUGAAGCAAUUUUUGAAAUGAAAACGGAAAACAUUAUCGAGAAUUCGACAAAAGUUGAAAGAAGUAGUUCUAUAAGAAGACAAUACCACGGAAUAACAGAAAAUGGCCGAAGAGUUAGAAGAGCGGCUGCUGUUGGUAACGUGGCCUUUUCAGCGUAUCUGACAAAUACAAACUCUCAUACAGUGAUUGGACAGGCGAUCAAGUUUGACCAAGUUUUACUCAAUAACGGAAGUGGUUAUAAUGCAUACACGGGUGCAUUCACAGCACCUGUGACUGGGGUCUAUCUCUUCUCGUUCCAUUUCGACACAAGAAAACUAACGUUUAUUCGUCUCGUAGUAAACGGAGUGAACCAAGUCGAUGCCGUAGCGAACCCACAUACAAACGCACAGAGCCGUCAAUCACAGUCGAUGGGAGGAAAUACCGCCAUUGUUCAUGUGAAACAUGGUCAAGCUGUCUUGGUAGAAGCCUACGAAAUUCCUGAUGCCGAGACGGCAUCAAGCGAUACAUUUAGACUCUGCACAUUUUCUGGAGUUCUUCUUUACUGACGUUUAUACACUUUAAAUUGUUCAGAAUUUGAUUCAAGUAACUAGCUGUAUAUUGGAUAUCGUAGUGUUUAUUGUACAGUAUGAAUUGGCAUAUAUAGCAAACUUGCAAAUCAGGCUGUUAAAUUUCUUCGAGAUCAAUGUAAAAUCAUUUGUAUAGCAAAGACGUCCAUUUUCAGUCUCUGGACGUAACCUAUAUAGUACUAUGUUGUGUUUACAUACAAGCUAUCUACACAGUUUUUUUUAUAUAUUUCUUGAUAAAUAUCUAUGAUUGACAACAUUAUACAUAGUAUUAUGCCAAUGGUAUGGUAGUGGACUCGUAAUGCCAUUCGAUCACAUUUUCUCCGCAUGUAAUUUUAGUGUUUUCCAGUGAUCACCGAUUCGUUGCAUUUAUGUCCUAAAUUACCGAAAUUAACAGACGAUUUCAUAAUCGUAUGGACAUUGCCGAAUGCCUCUACUGGUCCACCAUGUUAAGAAAAUGAGUAUUUUUCUAUUUAAAUCGUUACAGCAGUGUUUGCUUCUUUAUGCUUGAAUCUUCCUAGCUCGUAGCGUUUAAAUACGGAAACAAAUAAAGCAGUUACUAAAAAUGGUGUUGUUUAUGUAACAUAGAAGUUGUUUUGUCUCGUAUAUGCAACAUGACAGUGUAACUGAUAACAAUCUUCAUGCAACAUUAAAUUUGACGAGAAAUUUGCAUUUUCUCUUUUUUAUUCUGCAGUGUUAUUCUCUUGUUUACAUGUACAUCGGUUUUUCUCUAUUGAAAAUAUUUGAACAUGUAGAACAUGUUCUGAUAUUGUGCCAUUCAUGGUGACCAUGCAAAUUUUUCAGUCGCAGAAGAAUUUGAUAAAAAACUGCCGGCUUAUUUCACUUCAUCACUGUUAAAAAAUUAAUUAUCAUGUGUUUUAUAGUACUGGCGUUGAUUUACAACGGUCAUAACAUUUUGACUCGAUAGACCCUGGAGAGAUAUUGUUCAACUCGACUGAUAAAAAGAACUGAAAGAAAAUUGAACUGGAGGAAAUUCACAGUACCUCUAACUGGGGUGUAUCUGUUCGCCUUCCAUUUCGACCCAAGAAUGUUGACAUUUGUUAGUCUGGUUGUGAACAGGUCAGGAUGGUGAAACGGCAUCAAGCAGUACAUUUAGACUAUGCAUGUUUUCCGAAGUACUUCUGUAUUAACAAUAACCAUUCCGACUCAUUUUAGCUCUGUUUCAAAAUGAAUGUGAAAUAUAACUUAAAUUAAUUGAAUGUAUAUGUACGUUAUAACCUAUAUAAUAUGAUUGUUUGUAUCUACAUCAGACCAACGUAUUUUUGGUAAGAGGGUGACUAUCCGAGGAUGAUAACCUAACGUGCCCAUUUCUCCAGAAGGUAGAACUAUGCAUACGAAAAUAUAUGACAAGAGAAAUGAUGACAAAUUUUAUCUGAUCUUUUUUUUUUCACAUCGGCAGAAAUGUACCUGUACAAGAUUUUCCAGAUGAUUAUCCUUGUUUGUUUUUGUGCUCUAGCUUCUAUUGAGUAGUUCUAAAAUUCAUUUUAGGUAGAAGUUAGUUAAGGGAUUAACCUGUAAUUAAAGUAGAUGGUUGAGUUUUGUAACUUACAAGAAGUCGUUUAAAAAUAAAACGUAGAAGUUG
Messenger RNA from Mercenaria mercenaria, 2674 nucleotides. RefSeq lists its product as uncharacterized. Gene Ontology annotation, molecular function: protein binding. The record is from RefSeq and is a predicted model, not a curated record. Lineage: Eukaryota; Metazoa; Mollusca; Bivalvia; Venerida; Veneridae. Bases 217 to 1053 code for a protein of 278 amino acids. The transcript has a single exon.